Ilex paraguariensis (yerba mate) is the source of this 4506-nucleotide messenger RNA. The record is from the annotation of a GenBank genome assembly. Lineage: Eukaryota; Viridiplantae; Streptophyta; Magnoliopsida; Aquifoliales; Aquifoliaceae.
UCCCCUCUCUCUCUCCUCCAGUGGGAGUGGGACUGCACUGCACCGCAGUCCCAUAUUUAAUUAUGUCGGCUUCUUCCAAAAGCAGAGGCUAACAGUAUAAUAUAAUAAUAUAACACGUAGUUUCUACCACUACUGUACAAAAGCCGCUCCGCUUUUCUUGGCUUGGGAUUUUACGGCGACUCCUCAGAUUCCACCACCACCACCGUGAUCCCUGCCGCUCCUCCAAAUCUGCCACCCUCACCUCCUCUAAUGGACCCUACUCUCUCCUUCCUAUCUUUUUCCUUUUCGGUAUUAUCAACUGUCAAAUCUUCCUUAUUUCUCUCCGCCGAACAUCAACGGCGGUUCCUGCGCCAACCGCCAUAUGUGACCAACGCUAAGCUUUGAGUUUUUCGUAUUGAUAGCAGCUUUUUUUUGGAAUUCGGAAUUCAAACUGAAUCUGUUGUUUUCUCAGUGGUCUCUGGUUGAUUCAGCUGAAGGAAUCACGAAUUUGGAACGAGGAUAAUUCAAUUUUUGGUGGCGAAAUCAGUUGUUCUUUGCAUUUGAAGAUGGGCAUUGAUUGCUUGGGUUCAGUGUGAAUUGGGGAACCUUUUACAGAGCAGCAAAGCUAGACCAAAAGGAAGAAAAGAAUCUUUGUAGCUGUAAUUAUCUGACUGCUGAAAAACUUGGCUUACAUGAUUCUCAAGCCUGUGACUUAUUCAGAACGAGCUUAGUUAACUUUAUAGGCCUGUGACUUUUAAUUCGAGCAGAGUUGGACUUCAAAAAUUUCCCAAAAUGAAGGCUCCAUCAAAUGGUUAUCUCGCAAAUUCAGGAGAAGGAGAAAGGAAGGUGAUUAAUUCAGAGUUAUGGCAUGCUUGCGCGGGGCCAUUGGUUUCUUUGCCUCUCGUUGGAAGUCUUGUGGUCUACUUUCCUCAAGGUCACAGUGAACAAGUGGCAGCUUCUAUGCAAAAGGAGACUGAUAGCAUCCCAAGCUAUCCUAAUCUUCCUUCCAAGUUGAUCUGCAUGCUUCGUAAUGUGACCUUACAUGCUGAUGCAGAAACUGAUGAGGUUUAUGCUCAGAUGACUCUACAACCAGUGAGCAAAUAUGACCAGGAAGCGUUACUUGUAUCUGAUAUGGGCCUCAAGCAAAGCAGGCAACCUUCGGAGUUCUUCUGCAAAACUCUUACUGCUAGUGACACAAGCACUCAUGGUGGAUUUUCUGUUCCUCGACGAGCAGCUGAGAAGAUCUUCCCUGCUCUGGAUUUUUCAAUGCAACCCCCUUGUCAGGAGCUAGUAGCUAAAGAUCUGCAUGACCAAACAUGGACAUUCAGGCAUAUUUAUCGAGGUCAACCAAAAAGGCACUUGUUGACUACAGGUUGGAGUGUCUUCGUUAGCUCUAAAAGACUCUUUGCUGGUGACUCUGUCCUUUUCAUAAGAGAUGAAAAGUCGCAGCUCCUCUUGGGCAUCAAACGUGCUAAUAGACAACAGCCUGCGCUUUCCUCAUCUGUCAUAUCUAGUGACAGCAUGCACAUUGGGAUUCUUGCUGCUGCAGCUCAUGCUGCCGCAAAUAGUAGCCCGUUUACCAUAUAUUAUAAUCCAAGGGCCAGCCCUUCUGAGUUUGUGAUUCCACUAGCCAAGUAUAACAAAACAACGUACACCCAAGUUUCACUGGGCAUGAGGUUUAGAAUGAUGUUCGAGACUGAGGAGUCAGGAGUUCGCAGGUACAUGGGUACAAUUACUGGUAUCAGUGACCUGGAUCCCGUUCGAUGGAAGAAUUCACAAUGGCGUAAUCUACAGGUUGGAUGGGAUGAGUCAACUGCUGGGGAACGUCCCAGCCGAGUUUCGAGUUGGGAAAUUGAGCCUGUUGUGACUCCCUUCUACAUAUGCCCACCUCCAUUUUUCAGACCUGGGUUUCCUAAACAGCCAGGGUAUCCAGAUGCUGAGUCUGACAUAGAGAAUGUUUUCAAAAGAGGCAUGCCCUGGCUUGGAGAUGACUUUGGCAUAAAGGAUGCCUCAAACUCAAUCUUCCCUGGUUUGAGUUUAGUCCAGUGGAUGAGCAUGCAACAGAAUCAUAAGUUCUCUACUGCUCAAUCAGGACUAUUUCCUCCCAUUGUUUCCUCAAAUAUCCUGCACGGUAACCUUAGGGAUGAUGACCAUUCUAAGUUGUUGAACUUUCAAGCCCCUAACCUUGCUGCACCAACCCUCCACAGCGAAGUGAAUCCACAAAAUCAACAAGUUGGUAAGCUCCAGCAGCCAUCUCUGACUUGGCCUCAACAGCAGCAGCUCCAGCAAUUGCUGCAGUCUUCUGUCAAUCCACAGCAACAGCAACAAGCACAGCUGCAGCCCCAGCCGCGACAGCAGUCACAACAGCAGCUACAGCAGCAACAACAUCCACCACCACAACAACAACAACAACAACAACAACAACAACAGCAACAACAGAUAAUGCAAUCAGCUCCUGUAAAUAAUGGUUUACCUCCUAAUCUGAUCCCUCAAAAUUUACAGCAGCCGGUAAUAAGCUCUCAGCUUCAACAGCAACAAUUUCUAACGGGGAAUACACAAUCCCAGCAAAGCAUCUCCUCAUCUAAUAGGAGUUCAUUUCAGCUGACAGCCUUGCCUCAAGACUUGCAGUUUCAGCAACAAAUAGAACAACAGACUAGCCUCUUACAAAGGUCCCAGCAACAGCUGACACAAAUGCAACAAGCACCACUACAGGUGUUGCAGCAGAGCUGGUUGCAAAGGCCACAAAUGCAACACACACCGCAACAGAGUCUCUCAGAGCAGCAGCUGCAACUACAGAUGCUGCUGAAGUUGCAGCAACAGCAACAGCAGUUGCUGUCCCCGGCAAGCGCUCGCUUGGAGCCUCAGCUUCCUCUGCAACAGCAGUCCCUUCAACAAAACCGACAGUCACAGCAGCUCCCUUUGUCUCAGCAGCAACUUAACGGCAGCAGCUUUUCGGUAUCAACACUUAUGCAAUCACCACAGUUUCAUGUGAAUCAACUCCAGGCCCAACACAAACCAGCAGCUACACUAAGAGCCCAUUCUGGUCCUACUGAUGGGGAUGCUCCAUCGUGUUCAACAUCGCCUUCUACAAAUAAUUGCCAGGUAUCCCCACCAAAUUUCCUGAUCAGGAACCAACAAGGGCCAGCACAGUUGGUGGAGAAUUUGGUCGUUGAUCAUGCUACGAAUCUGGUUCAAGAUCGCAUCAAACAUGAAUUGCCAAGCUCAAAAGUAUUGGAGCAGCCUAAAUACAAAGGUACUGCUAGUGACCAUUUGGAAGCCUCCUCAUCUGCAACAUCGUAUUGCUUGGAUGCUGGUGGCCCCCAUCCGAAUAUUUCACUCCCUGGCAUUUGUUUAGAUGGUGAUGUUCAGUCACAUUCUAGGAACAAUUUUCCUUCUGCGGCCAACAACAUAGAUGAUUUGCCACCUGAUGCUUUGCUGUCGAGGGGUUUUGACUCUGCAAAGGAUGUCCAAAACUUGCUUUCUAACUAUGGUGGUACCCCAAGAGAUAUUGAGACAGAGUUAUCCACUGCUUUUGGGGUGCCUGACAUCAGUUUCAAGCCAGGAUGUUCAAAUGAAGUCACCAUCAAUGAGGCUGGGGUUUUAAACAGUGGGUUAUGGCCUAACCAAACUCAACGUAUGCGAACAUACACAAAGGUUCAAAAACGUGGCUCAGUCGGAAGAACUAUUGAUGUCACUCGUUAUAAGGGGUAUGACGAUCUCAGGCAUGAUCUCGCUCGUAUGUUUGGGAUUGAAGGGCAACUGGAAGAUCCACAAAGAACUGAAUGGAAACUUGUUUAUGUUGAUCAUGAAAAUGACAUACUACUUGUUGGUGACGAUCCUUGGGAGGAGUUUGUGAGCUGUGUUCAGAGCAUAAAGAUACUGUCAUCUGCCGAGGUUCAGCAGAUGAGUUUGGAUGGAGAUCUGGGUCAUGUUCCUGUUCCCAAUCAAGCUUGCAGCGGGAGUGACAGUGAGAAUGCAUGGAGAGUACACUAUGAUGAUAACUUGGCGGCCUCAUUCAAUCGAUAAGUGGGACCUAUUCGACAAACUGGGUCCUGGCUGUUGGCAUCAGCCUGCCAUCUUGAAAAAAUGUUACUGAAUCUGGUCAAUGCCUUUUUAAGCACUAAGCAUGAGGUGAACAGACAAUACUGUGUCUGAUGAUGAUAAGGAACCAAGGAAAUUGUAGUUACAGAAUUGUACUAUUCUCUUCCUGCUUAUACAUGGCAUCAAGUCCCCAUUCCAUGGAUAGGGAUCUGAGCUGUUUGGCAUCGAGUGCUCGGAGCUCAUGCUGAAGGUGGUACGAAAAUGACUAACUAAUCCAACUUCUCAAUCUUGGGAUCUGCUUUUAUUGCAGUUUGUUGCAUCAAGUGUAAAUUUUUUUUUUGUUCUUUUUUUCCGUAAGGUUAGUGUAAAAUGUUUCACUGAGCAGGAAGUAGACAGUGCAAUUAUGUGAAGUGAAUUUUUUAGAUAUUAAUUACAUAGAGUCCUCACUUUUUUAACUUGAUUGUAUUUGUGCAUGGCAGAGUUAUC